Molecule: messenger RNA, 2449 nt
Organism: Pyrus x bretschneideri (Chinese white pear)
Lineage: Eukaryota; Viridiplantae; Streptophyta; Magnoliopsida; Rosales; Rosaceae
Product: transcription factor IIIB 70 kDa subunit
Exons: 19
Coding region: 410-2203 (597 amino acids)
Biological process (GO): transcription by RNA polymerase III; transcription preinitiation complex assembly; DNA-templated transcription initiation
Cellular component (GO): transcription factor TFIIIB complex; transcription preinitiation complex; nucleus
Molecular function (GO): RNA polymerase III type 3 promoter sequence-specific DNA binding; TBP-class protein binding; RNA polymerase III general transcription initiation factor activity
Source: RefSeq, a predicted model, not a curated record
UUGCCUUUCUUCCCUCUCUUCCUCUGUAUCUUUUCGAUUCCCAAAACCCCAAAACCUCUCCUUUCUCUCCUCCGCGCCGGCGCCGUCUCUGCUCAGCCCAAAUCCAUCGUUCCUCGUUACAAGCUUCGCUCACUCUCCCCCACCUGUCCACGUGGACGCGCCCCCGCAUCGCCAGCAUUCCAGGUUCGCUGACUCCGGUGUUUUAUACGGCGUACCAAACGAGACCCUAAAUUUUUGCCAAACGUGCUCUCUCUCAUCUUCCCACGUUUCUCCACUUGUCCUCUCUUCAGACCCCCACUCACUCUUGGCGGUUUUGUUUUGCUGCCAAAGCCCCCAAUACCGAAAGGGCGGUUGCUCUUCCUCCUAAUUGGGGAAAAUCGGUGGCGGAGUUGGCUCUUAAUUUCAAAGAAUGGUUUUUUGCUCUCACUGUAGAAAGCCAGUUUCUGGAAUUAGCGAUGGUGGUAGAAUUUCGUGUCCCGGAUGUGGAAAGGUUUUGGAGUACGAACAAUACAGUGAGGAAACCACAUUCGUUAAAAAUGCAGCUGGCCAGAGCCAAGUGGCUGGAAGAUUUGUACGGACCAUUCAAAGUGAUAUCUCAGCUUCUCGCGAAAGGAUCUUCGAGAACGCCGAAUAUGAAUUAAGAUGUAUGAGAAAUGCUUUGGAUAUGGGAGACAAUGAAGAAAUUGUUGACAUAGCUAAGCGCUUUUAUAGAAUUGCAGUAGAGAAAAAUUUCACCAGGGGGCGUAAAUCAGAGCAAGUACUGGCUUCAUGUCUUUACAUUGCAUGCCGGGAAAAGAGGAGGCCGUAUCUACUUAUUGAUUUUUCGAACUACUUGAAGAUAAAUGUUUACGUGCUAGGUGCUGUGUUUUUGCAACUUUGCAAAACUCUUAGGCUCAAUGAGCACCCAAUUGUCCAAAAACCUGUUGAUCCUUCUUGGUUUAUUCAUAAAUUUACAGAGAGUUUACCAGGAGGAACGAAUAAAAGGGUCAUGCAAACUGCACUGCGGAUUAUCACUAGCAUGAAACGGGAUUGGAUGCAGACAGGCAGAAAACCCAGUGGGCUAUGUGGUGCUGCGCUAUAUAUAUCUGGACAUUCACAUGGUCUCAAUUAUUCCAAGUCUGACAUUACUAGGAUUGUGCAUGUUUGUGAUGCAACAUUGACCAAGCGGCUGGUUGAGUUUGAGAAUACUGAAUCUGGAAGCUUGACGAUUGAGGAGUUCCUUGAAAAGGCCAGGGAGCUGGAAGAAUUCAGCAAAGAACCAAUUUUGGCAUUAAAAGUGGGUAAUGCAGAUGAUGUCCUUUGUGAGCAUAAGGGUAGUGGAAAACCAUUUGCAUAUGGACUUUGUAGAAUUUGUUACGAUGAUUUUAUGCAAAUUUCAGGUGGACUUGAGGGAGGGUCUAAUCCUCCAGCUUUCCAGCGUGCCGAAGUAAAGAGAUCGGAGGAGGCAUCUGCUGAGCAAAUUGCUACAGAUUCUGGUGCUGAACCUUGCCAAAGCCCGGACAACAGUAAACAGUUACCAAAUUUUGAGAAAGAACUGAACAAAUCAAAAGCAGAAAGUAGAGACGAAAGAACGCAGUUUACAGGGCCUGAAAGUACCACUGUUGAUGCGGAUGCUGAAGAUUGUGAUAAGCCUGACAACCUCUCGGAUAUCGAGGAUGCAGAGGUUGAUAGCUACCUUCUAAAUGAAGAGGGGAAACGUUAUAAACAGAUGAUUUGGGAAGAAAUGAACCGGGAGUACAUUGAGGAGCAAGCAGAAAAGGAGAGACAAAACAAGGCUGCUGGUAUGGAUCCUGACAUUCCAGAAGAUGCAAAGAACCUUGGGCAGGCUACAGCAGCAGCUAUGGCAAAGAAAAGAAAGGAAAGGCAACUAGCUCGAGAAGCCGAAGCAAGGAGUUCUACUCCAGCUAAAAAUGCUGCCGAAGCUACCCACCAGAUGUUGACUAAGAAGAGACUCAGCUCAAAAAUCAAUUUUGAAGCCAUCGAGCAUAUAUUCCAAACAGAUGAAGCUCCAGAUGGCUCCAAGAAGAAAAAACUUGAAUCUCAUCUUGACACUGACAAAGCGGAAGACAAUGUUGAUGAGUUGGGUCCAGAAAAUGAAUAUGAAGACGAGGAGGGAAUUGGAGUAUUUGGCUACAAUGUUGAUGAUGAAAAUGUUGAUGAACAACCAUACGACGAUGAAGAUUAUGGUUAUGAUGGCUACUGAUGGCGCUUUCUGUCAGCGUCUUAUUGAAGCCCUUAGGUAGCUAGAUUCAAGUGUUUCCAUCUAUCAAAAUGGUUUGCUCGGUCACACUCCGACCACAUUUCUGCAGCCUUCCCCUAAGAUUUGUUUUCUUACUCAAGGUUGGAUACUGGACCCCUUAAGUUUAUUUUUUGUAAUGUAAAGACUGAAAAUACAUUUUCUUUUUACAAAAAUUAGUGUUGUAUACGAAGUGUAGGCUGUUUUUCGUUU